ACACUCAUUUUCUCUCUCCUCCCCGCGAUGAAGCACUAUGUUUUUUGAUUUUCAACCCGACCACGAGGACCUUCCCUUCGAGGAGGACGUCUUGAGCAAUCCGUAUAGCGUACCGUCCUGGUGGCGAUACAUCCAAAAUCUGCACUCGUCGGAUCCCAAUCGUCGCUUUUGGCUGUAUGAGCGAGCGUUGUCCGAGGUUCCAGGAUCUUACAAGCUAUGGUACCAUUACCUCGCGGAGCGCGAGGCCGCCCUGGAAAACUUUCCUGUGGUUCACCCUUAUUUCGAUCAGCUUAUUCACGUGUUCGAGCGCGCAUUGGCGUAUAUGCACAAGAUGGUCCGAAUAUGGAUCAUGUUCUUGACAUUCUUAUCUUUCAAGCGCAAGCUGGUUGUGUUGGCUCGUCGCUCGUUCGACCAGGCGUUGAUGGCUUUGCCGGUUAGCCAACACGAGCGGAUUUGGAAAAUUUACGUCGAAUUCGUCCGCCAAGAACACAUUCCAAUUGAAACGACUAUUCGCGUUUAUCGUCGCUACUUGAAAUUUGAGCCUCAUGAGGCCGAGCCGUACAUUGACUUUUUGAUCGACGUCGCCGACCAGCCGGACGAGGCGGCUCGGUACAUCAUUGACCUGAUAAACGACGAACAUUACGUCUCCCGACAAAAGCAGACGAAGUACGAUCUUUGGAUGAAACUCUGCAAAGUGGCAAGCCAAAACCCAGACAGAAUAACCGUUCCGGUAGAAUCGAUCAUGUAUUCCGCAUGCAAGAAAUUCAAACACGAGGUAGGCAGGCUGUGGGUCCUGCUCUUGGGAUACUACAUAGGUCUGGGAGAGUUCGCAAGGGCCUACAGCAUCUUCUGGGAAGCACUGCGUUCUAUUUCGACAAUGAGGGACUUUGCCAUCGUAUGGGAUGCAUACACGGAAUUUGAAUACAAGUUGAUAUCGCUUAAGUUGAAGUCUGUUCUGGCAGAGGAAGUAAAGCCCGGACAAGAGGGUUUGGCGAACAACGUCACUGAGGAAGAGACGAGUCAACCAAGUGAUGCGGAAUCAGCAAAAGAAAGUACAAGGGCCAAUGAAGAAAAAUCGACGUCUAAUCAAAUGGAUCUGGACGACGAAAACCAUUCCAAGCAAGGGCUACCCAAAACAACGGAUGCAGACGUCACGCUCUCUCUUCCUCCUUCCGCAUCUUCUUUGCUCAACUCGGACGACUUUGUUUUGCACCUCGCUCGCUAUGAGGAUCUUCUUUCUCGCCAACCUUUUUUGCUUUCGGACGUCCUUCUCCGACAAAACUGCCAUAACACGAUGGAAUGGCACCGACGCGUUUCCCUGUACCACGAUGACCCAAAAAAACAAGUAGCCGAAUUCACGCGUGCUCUGACGACUCUAGAUCCCCUGCAGGCAACCGGAAAGCCGUACACUCUGUGGACUCGAUUCGCUCGCUUCUGGGCCAACCACGGCCAAGUUGAUAGCGCUCGAAAGGUUUACGAAAAGGCCGUCCAGGCCUCGUUUAAGUCGGUCGAACACUUGGAAAUGGUUUGGGUUGACUACCUGGAGUUCGAAUUGUUGCUUCUUGACCAGCAAUCGCCAGAUGAACAAAUGGACACCUCUCGCGUUCGCGAGCUUAUACAGCGCGCAACGGCCAUCCCUCCUGACCACAAAAUGAUUAUAAAGCAACUCAGAGACAAGAAAAAGGGAGGCCAGUCGAGAAAAUCCCGUACAACACUUUCGUCGCACAAAGAGCAGUUGCGCGAUGAGUCCUUCUCUGACGUCGAGCUUUCUCCGAAGCGGCUCCUGUUUCUCCAAAUCAACCUCUGGAAUCUGUAUGCAGACAUCGAAGAAUCCUACGGAACGUUCGAGUCAACACGAGCGGUGUACGAUAAAAUAUUAGAACUAGGAAUUGCGACGCCCUUGACAAUUUUGAACUACGCUCAGUGGCUACAAGAACACUGUUGCUUCGAAGACAGCUACAAGGUGUAUGAGCGCGGCGUGGAUAUCUUCCCGUUUCCCCAUGCUUUCGAUUUGUGGGUGACUUAUUUGUCGCAAUUCAUAGCACGCAAUCGCGGGCAGUAUUUGGAACAUCUGUCUCGCGUGUGUGAACAAGCGAUUCAAGAUGUGCCGCCGCAAUAUGCAAAGCCGCUGUACUUGAUGUACGCAGAAUUUGAGGAGGAAUAUGGGAUGGCGCGCCACACUAUGUACGCUUACGAGCGGGCGAUUCGAGUCGUACCCGAUUCUCAAAAAAGCUCGAUAAUGAACAUUUUUUUGAAAAAAGCGGCCCAAUUUUUCGGUAUUGCGAGGGUGAGACAGAUUUUCGAGAUGGCCAUCCAGACAUUUCCAGACAAGGACAUUCGAUCUUACUGUUUGCGCUACGCCUCCCUGGAACGCCGCCUGGGCGAGCUGAAUCGAGCGCGGGCCAUUUAUAUGCACUGCGCUCAGUUCUGCGAUCCCAGAGCCGAUACUGAAUAUUGGCAGAUUUGGAAAGAGUUUGAAGAAACCCACGGCAAUACCGACACAUUUAAAGAGAUGCUGAGAAUCCGUCGAUCCGUCAUGACUCAAUAUGGACAUACCAUUAACCUCGCAAUCAGUGAACAGUUACUGCGACAGGCCAAGGCGCUAAACGAAGGCACUAACCUUAACGCCGCAGACAACACCGUUAGUAGUUCAACAGGUGACAAUUGCGCCACUUCUACUAAUUCUGUUUCUGAACCUCCUCCUGAGUCUCAAGACAUUCAGUCAGCCAAUAUCUCUCUGAAUGCUGAAGAGAUCACCUUAGAUAUGGACGACGCCGAAUCGCUCGUGCUUCCGGCCGCUCACGCCGAGCAACUGACCAGCGAAGAGCGAGACGUUUCCGCGCAUGUGUCUAAUCCCAGCACUACGAGUGAAUUCCUCAUCGAGCAGGCGGCCGUUCCCGCAGCUGUUUAUGGUGGGCUAGCACCUCCUGAUGAGAAGGUUGAGGGCGCAAAAGAGAGACUCAGAAAGAGAAAAAGAUAGAGUGUAUGGCAAGAAACGAACGAGCUGUUAAUAAAGUUCCAAGAAAGUUGAGAGCACGAGGCAAAAACGCGCAUUGGGCAUGGCACACCGCGGGCAAGACAACGCCAGGCAUGUUUUGAUAAUUCGUCAGAGACUUCAGAAAAAAAUCGAAGAUGCCAAGCAGCUCUUAUGGCAGCGCAAUCAAACGAUUGCUUGACUAAAGGAAAAAACAUGGGAGAAGAUUACAUGAUGGCUGCCCUGCUCCGAGCCAAAUAUAUAUAUACAUAUAUGUACACAAAU
Schistocerca gregaria is the source of this 3259-nucleotide messenger RNA. RefSeq names its product pre-mRNA-splicing factor syf1 homolog. Gene Ontology annotation, cellular component: U2-type catalytic step 2 spliceosome; Prp19 complex; post-mRNA release spliceosomal complex. The transcript is spliced from 2 exons. Gene Ontology annotation, biological process: generation of catalytic spliceosome for first transesterification step; mRNA splicing, via spliceosome. Lineage: Eukaryota; Metazoa; Arthropoda; Insecta; Orthoptera; Acrididae. Bases 38 to 2980 code for a protein of 980 amino acids. The record is from RefSeq and is a predicted model, not a curated record. Gene Ontology annotation, molecular function: protein binding.